This is a messenger RNA of Aedes aegypti (yellow fever mosquito), 5282 nucleotides long. RefSeq names its product RNA pseudouridylate synthase domain-containing protein 2. Gene Ontology annotation, biological process: pseudouridine synthesis. The transcript has 12 exons. Gene Ontology annotation, molecular function: RNA binding; pseudouridine synthase activity. Bases 1747 to 3918 code for a protein of 723 amino acids. The record is from RefSeq and is a predicted model, not a curated record. Lineage: Eukaryota; Metazoa; Arthropoda; Insecta; Diptera; Culicidae.
CGGGAAAAUCCUUCAGUCAAUCGCGACCCGUUGCUCAUGUCUGAUGUUGCAAAAAGGAAAAUUUGUACCGGAAACUCGUACUCUUUCCCGGCCUGCUCUCCGUUUGGUUCUAUGCCACUUUGUUGUGUCUCCUUUGACCGAUUGUUCACCUCUUCACCGGAGAUCUGCUGAUGAAUUCUGACUCAAUUGUGUGCGAAAAUCUGAUCCCCUACGAAUGAAAUCGGUAAUUUGAGCAGAAGCCGGAAGGAAGUAACGCGGUCGGUUGUGCGAUUUCGAUUCGCGAGUGGUUCGAAAAAGGACGAAACCAAACGACAACACGAGAGUCCUUUUCCUGUGAAACAUAACGCACCUCGGUUUUGGGGCACCCCUUUUUCGACAACAAGCCAAGGGUGUGGGGGACACUCUGUGCAAUGCGGAUCAAUUAGCAUCCAAAGUAUCCUUUGGCGACCGGCGAAUUUGAUUGCGUGUUCUGCGAAGUGUGUGUGUUUUCGUGAAAUUCCGAGAGGCUAAUUUACGUUAAAGCAACAAACAACACGUAAAAAUUUGUUUCUGAGAAGAAGAUAGAAGUGAACAGAAGCAUUGUUGGAUUCGAAUCCUUUCAGGACGACACAAUGCUAAAGUGACUUCCCCUUUGAGCAAAUGAAGUGAUUUCCAGUUUGACAAAACGACCCAUCCUGUAUCGGUUCCAAAUCAGCGGAAAUAAGCCGAGUUAAAAACCAACCAGCUAGCCGGGUUCUGAUGAUAGCGAACAGCUCCACUAUCGGUCCUCCACUAUUCCGUCCCGCCGAAGCGGUGGACGACGAGUAUGUGUCACUACACGUGUUGUUAAUUUAAUUUACUCCCAGGCCGUCACCGUCGUCAUCAUCGUCAUCGGUUGACCCUCGCGAGACCCGUCACUAAAAAGAACUACGAGUUAAGCGAAGAUAAAUAACGAAUAAUUAACGACGAGUCAUUGCAAGAUUAUGCAACAGCGCCGUAGGUCAUCGGCGGUGCGACAUCGGGGCGGACAGACUCCGGACUUUCAGUGUUAAGCCGGCAUCGGCCUCCGCUUAUCAUCACGACUUCGCCGAUGAGCGUCCAGGGAAAUAGGGCCAACAAGGGACCUCUACGGUUGUGGCGAACGCGCAACUGAAGAAGUGUAGACCAACGGGAGAGAGCCCCCGUGAGUGAAGAAGUUCCACGUGAAGUGGAUCAGCGGUGUCUACCGUCGACCAAUCAAUUCGCGGUUCGCGUGAGUGGACCUGAGUCUCAGACUGCUGAGAGUGAGCGCGCGCGAGAGAAGAGGCCUCCGUCAGCAGUUGGCGCGGUGGAGCCGACUUCGAGCUGCCCGUUGAUGUUUGAGAUUAAUUUAUUUGGCUUUUAGUUGCCUUUCGGUCUCGGAGGCGGCGUGACGAUCAGCGAUCGUAUUCGAUUCAUAGCUUGUGAUUUUGCUUCGAGGCGCGUGAGUUUGUGACGACCGAUUUCCUUUUGAAGUUUUCGUUCCGUUUCAUCGUCGGUUUUGUUUAUAUCCCCGGUCAGUCGUUCGUCAAGGCAGAGGAAUUCCGCGGGCACUGCGAGAGAGUGCCAAAAGUUUUGCACGUCUAUGCCACCUGUUGUGGGGUUUUUGGCAGUGAUUUUAUCUUGUGAUUUGGUCCUUGUAUGCAUGAUUGAUAGUGAUAUCGUGUGAGAAGAAGCAUAGCUAAACGAAGAAGCAAUUGGAAUAUUAAAAAGUGUGAUUAACAAGUGUAGUAAGUUUAGAAAGCGAAGAUGCAGCACCAUCCUGGUUCCUGGUAUAUACCGUGGGGUGUCCCGGGGAUGGGCCUCCAGAAAAUGAUGGCUGUUCCGUUCAAUCCGGCUACGGCCGGUUUCCAUCAGCCUCAGAUUGCGGCAGCAGCGGUUCAGCCGCCGCCACAGGUUCAGACCGCCGGUCAACAGCAAGCCAGCCAACAGGCUGCGUCUUAUCACCAUCAGCACCAGCUACACCAGCACCAUCCGGCAGCGGCCCUUCAUAAUCCGGCUGCGGCCGUUGCAGCCGCUGCUGCCAUGCAGCAUCAGGCCCUACACCCAGCGGCCGCUGCCGCUAUGUUCACCCCGUUAAAUCUACGUAGCUUCAUGGCCCACCAUCCGGCGGCUCAUCUGAACCUCGGACAGCAGCCGAUUGCGACCGCCCAGCAGCCACAGCACACCCAGUCGGCAAUCCCCGGCACGCCCCAGACCCAGACCCAGCAGCUGACCGCGCUCGGUUUGAAUGGGGCCAUUGGGGCCAUGGUUCCGAUGCGGCAACAGCAACCGGCUCCACAGCAGCCGGGAAUGCCGCCACAGUCGCAGAAGACGGCCACCAACGUGGUGUCCACCAGUACGCUCAUCAUGCCAAUGAGAAAGAUCAUCAUGUCCGAGAAGGACAAAACCAAGUUGGCCUCCACCGAGAAGCGGAAAGCCGACGAAAGCGAACCCGUUAAGGAUCUCAAAAAGGCAAAGCUGGAAACCAAAGCACUGAAAGCCAAACGGCCGGGCUUUACGGACGAGCGGUACCACGAGACGUCCUACUACAUCGAAAAUGGCCUUCGGAAGGUGUACCCGUACUACUUCACCUUCACCACGUUCACCAAGGGCCGCUGGGUGGGCGAGAAGAUCCUGGAUGUGUUCGCCCGCGAGUUCCGUGCCCAUCCGGCCGAAGAGUACGAGCGGUGCAUCAAAGCCGGCACCCUAACGGUCAACUACGAAAAAGUGCCAACAGACUAUAGGUUAAAGCAUAACGAUCUCCUGGCGAACAUCGUGCACAGACAUGAAGUUCCAGUUACUAGUCAACCAAUCACAAUAGUGCACAUGGACGACGAUAUUGUGGUUGUGAACAAACCGGCAUCUAUACCAGUCCAUCCAUGUGGCCGCUAUCGUCACAAUACGGUCGUGUUCAUCCUGGCCAAGGAGUACAACCUGAAGAAUCUGCGGACGAUCCAUCGGCUGGACCGGUUGACUUCGGGCCUGCUGCUGUUCGGGCGGAGCCCGAAGAAAGCCCGCCAGAUGGAGCACCAGAUUCGGAAUAGACAGGUGCAGAAAGAGUACAUCUGCCGGGUGGAGGGCGAAUUUCCUGAUGGCAUCAUCGAGUGCAAGGAACCGAUCGAGGUCGUCAGCUACAAAAUCGGUGUCUGCAAGGUUUCACCAAAGGGCAAAGAGUGCACCACCACCUUCCAGAAGCUGGGCUACAACGGAACCAGCAGCGUCGUCCUGUGCAAGCCCCUAACCGGCCGAAUGCAUCAGAUUCGAGUGCAUCUGCAAUAUCUUGGUUAUCCCGUGGUAAACGAUCCCCUGUACAACCACGAGGUGUUCGGACCUGCCAAGGGACGAGGCGGUGACAUCGGCGGCAAAAGCGACGAACAGCUGGUGAAGGAUCUUAUCAACAUCCACAAUGCGGAAAAUUGGCUUGGAAUCGACGGCGACUCGGAACUGUCCAUGUUCAAACCGAUGAAGAACGACUUGGAGGACAGCAAGGGACCAAUUUUAAGUGACGACGACUCGGAAAGCGUAUCCCGCGAAGCUUCACCCUGCUCGGAAAGCCCCCGGCCGGUAUCGCUGGGCAGAGAAAGCCCCAACGAGAACAUGUGUGCCUCGAUCCUGACGCCCAACACGUUGAACGUCGUCGGCAGUGCCAACACGGGCAGCAGCAACAGCAGUUCCACCGCACUCAACACCCGACUACAGUCGCAGAAGGUCACUGUGGCCACGCAAACUGGCCACGAAUCGCCCGAUUUGGCGUUCAACCCGGACAAGAUGACCACGGACAAGCACUGCUAUGAGUGCAAGGUGCGCUACCGGGACCCGAAGCCACAGGAUUUGGUCAUGUACUUGCACGCAUGGAAGUACAAGGGACCCGGCUGGGAAUACGAAACCGAGCUACCCGAGUGGGCCCGUGUCGACUGGCACGACGCCGAUUUCGAAUGAAUGGCGUUAGCCAACGGAGCCUUGCUACUAUCGCUGGACGACUACGGAGACAUCCACUGAAUUCACAUACAAAAAAAAAAAACCUUCGUAGAAGUAUGACCAAACCACGCAAACCAACCACACCGGUAGCGAAGGCGUCCGUGUCGUAUGUGUAAAAAGUACAUAGACGAAAAUCGGAGUAAAUUAAAUGGAUUAAAUCUAAGACAGAGAAAACACUUAAGGAGUAAGCAAGCAACUGUGACCAAAACCCGAGUGUGAUUUGGACCUGUGUUCCCAGGCAAGUGAUCACAACUUAGUAGAAAUGAACACCACAAUGAAGAAAAAAGACAGUGGCAACCGGAAAAUCCUAAACAUUAACAAGGGGGUGGGAGAUCAAACUGUGGUGAGUGACCCCACAAGCCACGGGGCUCUGGUAGUCGCAGUCACCACGAUGAGAACGGAUUUAUCAAAGCGGAUUCAAAAAAGGAAGGAGGCGAUGUUCUUAGGACAUCGAGAAGAAAGCAUAACAUUAAGUUUUAGUGUAUUUAGAGGCAGGCAGAUAGAAGACGUUUAUAAUGACAUAAGGACAUACACGAAGAGCGAGAACUGGAAGCAACAAGCGAGACGCAUGCUGGGAAAUCAUCUUUCUAUGUUGUAGGGAGAGGGAGAGAGUAGUAUAGCAUAGUAGGGAAUGCUACGCAUAGGAAGCGGAAAGAUGUUUUCUCUGUGCAGACUUCGCUUAACCGAUGUUUUCCUGUUAUUUUGUUUAAUUCUAGAGCUAAGAGAGGUCUGAUACCGACGCACAUCCCCAGCGCUCUAAAGACUCCCUGCGUAUAACAUAAGCUGUAAUAGGCGCGACCGAGGAAUGAGGAAAAUCAGCAGAAAUUAGGCUAAUUUUUUGUUCAUUGCUUUGGGGGCGUAAAAGGAAUUUUUUUUAAUACUUCAGUCGUCGCGCUGUUGUAUUUUGUACAACACUGUUGAGAAAAUUUCGCUUUUCGUUCACAACAGCAGUGUGGUGGUUCUGAUGGUGGCGAACCGCGCGACGACUGAAAGGUUAAAUAUCAUUCUGGAUUAACUAAUAGAACUUCGGGUGUUUUUUUUUUUGUUAGGUAAUCCAAGUAAGCCAUCAUUAGCAUAAAGGCCAUCUCAUCAGAUUGCGUUAUCUAUGCCUGCUUAGAUUUCGACCACGUGGAAAUCAACGUAGUCGCAAAUCAAAGCUCUCCAUCGCUUAGUCGAGUAGUCUUCCCACCAACAAAUUUAAUCCAAAAACUUUUCCAAUGUACGUGAGAGUGUUAGUUCUCUCGGGUACAAAGACAAUUUUCCGCGAUGCAAUACGAUGGCGACGUAUCCAUAAGGUGGAGACAAUUAUUAGGUUGGUAAUGCAU